This is a messenger RNA of Colias croceus (clouded yellow), 1169 nucleotides long. RefSeq names its product 3-oxoacyl-[acyl-carrier-protein] reductase FabG-like. NCBI's taxonomy places the organism in Eukaryota, Metazoa, Arthropoda, Insecta, Lepidoptera, Pieridae. The coding region runs from base 16 to 792 and encodes 258 amino acids. The record is from RefSeq and is a predicted model, not a curated record. The transcript has a single exon.
UGUCACAAACGAGACAUGAGUUUUAAAAACAAAGUCGUCUUAGUUACUGGAGCAAGCUCCGGAAUCGGCGCAGCUACAGCCGUAGAAUUCACUAAAGAAGGUGCUAAAGUAGCCAUCGUUGGCAGAAAUGAAGAAAGACUGCAAACAGUUUCUGACCAUUGUGAAAAACUGGGAUCCAAGCCCCUGCUCAUUAUUGCAGACAUUGCUAACGAUGACGAAGCAAAACGCAUGAUACAAAAAGUCAUUGACGGCUAUGGCCAGCUUGAUGUUUUAGUGAACAACGCCGGACUAGCCAAAUAUGGAUCCAUUUUAGACGCAAAAAUAGUUGAAGCCUACGAUAGCAUAAUGAACGUGAAUCUUCGAGCGCAGAUCAACAUAACAGUACUUGCCACACCACAUCUCAUUAAAACUAAAGGUAAUAUCGUGAAUAUAUCAAGUGUUGGUGGAACUUUGGUGCCGAGACAAGCUUCCAAAACUCCGUACUAUAUUUCCAAAGCGGCUCUGAAUCAUUUCACACGCUGUGCGGCUUUGGAACUAGCAAGCAAAGGCGUAAGAGUGAACGCGGUGAGCCCCGGACCAGUAAAAACAGAAUUUUUUGUUAACAGCGGUGUGAGUGUAAGUACAUUCAAAGUUGAGGACAUGGCAAAGAAUAUGCCGCUACAGAGAAUAUCAGAUCCGAUAGAAGUUGCACACCUUAUCCUAUUUCUGGCCAGUGAUAAGGCGGUUGGGAUUACAGGCUCCGAAUUUCUUGCUGACAAUGGUUACCUAUUAGCUUAUUUAGAAAAUAAAUAAAUGUGCAGUUAGAUAGUUAAAAGUGUUUGUGUGUUGAUAUUGAAAUUAUAUAAAAAAAUCUCUAUGCUAAAAAGAUAUUUUACUUUACACAUUUCUGUUGUAAGUUUGAUAAUUAAAGCAGUGUGUGUAAAUAACAACUGGACCCGUGGUCCUCGAUCAUUUACGUAACAAAAAAUAUUGUUGAGUAGAUACUGGCUAUACGUUAUUACUAUGUAUUAGGCUUUAUGCGGGAUUUCCGCGAUUUCCUUUUACUUCUCGAGCGAAGCCGCGGGUGGAAAGGUAGUAAAUAAUACAUCAUAAUAUUACGGUACAUAAGUGAGAGUUUGUGAAUUUUCGAAUUGUAGAAUUAUUUUACCAAUAAAAAGCCAGAGUGACAA